AUGGAAGCAGCAAAUGGAUCGGGCGACGAAGGAAGCGGCGAUUCUCGGAAGGGGAAGAGGCAAUAUCAUCGCCACUCUACGGAGCAAGUGCACCACCUCGAAGCUUUUUUCAAGGAGCACCCGCAUCCUGAUGAGAAUCAGAGAGUCCAAUUAAGCCGGGAGUUAGGGCUUGACACUAAGCAGAUCAAGUUCUGGUUCCAGAACAAGAGAAGUCAGAAAAAGGCUCAGAACGAGAGAACAGACAACAACGCCCUCCGCGCCCAAAACGAGAGAAUACGAUGCGAGAAUGAGGCCAUGAGAGAGGCUCUCAAAAACAUCGUCUGCCCUUCCUGUCGCGACCAAGACAAACUACACGCUCUCCUCAGACUCAAAUCCGAAAACAUCAGAUUGAGAGAGCAGCAUGAAAGAACAAUGAAUGGCACCGCAAAAUCAAGUGGUAAUCGUGUAAUUAGGAGCAGUAGCCUUGAGGAGAAUCCGACGGCGGAGUUUUGUAUGACUACUGGGAUGACACAGGAGGCGGAUCGAGGUGCCAUUAUGGAGACUGCCUCGGCCGCCAUGGAUGAGCUGCUUGAGCUUCUGCGCGUCCAAGAUCCCUUGUGGAUUUCCUCUUCUAAUGAUGGGAGAUGGACGCUGCAUCGCGAUAGCUACGAUAAGCUUUUUCCCAAGCCCAAUCAUUUCAAAUCCGCCGCCGCCAGGAUGGAGUCGUCCAAGGAAUCCGGGGAGGUCGCCAUGCCGCCGCCUCGUUUGCUUGAAGCUUUUCUCGAUCCGGAAAAGUGGAAAGUCAUGUUUCCGUGUAUUGUGACAAAGGCAAGAACCAUCCAAGUUGUUGAGGCUGGGAUGUCCUUCAAUGGUAGCUUACAUUUGAUGUACGAGAAAAUGCACAUUCUGUCGCCAUUGGUGGCGCCACGGGAGUUCUUCUUGAUCCGAUACUGCAGACAGAUAAGCACAAGCAGAUGGGCCAUGGUAGAUGUAUCCUACGACGCUGGCCCCUCUCGCUCUUGGAAACUUCCUUCGGGAUGCAUCAUCGAAGAUAAAUCCAACGGCAAAUCAUUUGUGACAUGGGUGGAACACGUUCAAGUGGACGACAAAUCGGUGACGCACCGUCUCUACAGAGACUUGGUUUGCGGCAGCCAUGCAUAUGGAGCCAAGAGAUGGAUAGCUACGCUGCAGAGGAUGUGCGAGAGAGCUACCUUCGCACUCCGCCCGCCCGCAAGCCAACUCGAAGGAGUUAUUGAGUCGGCGGAAGGUCGGAGGAAUGUGAUGAAGCUGUCGGAGAGAAUGGUAAGGAGUUUCUGCGAGGUGUUGAACAUGUCGGACAGGCUUGACUUCCCGCACCUGUCGGAACUGUACAACAGUGGAGUUCGUGUUUCGCUGAGGAAAAGCCACGGAUUAGGACAGCCUCAGGGUCUGAUUGUCAGUGCAGCUACCUCUCUCUGGCUCCCAUUCCGCCUCGCCCAUCUCUUCAACUUCUUCACCGACGAGAACAAAAGGCCUCAGUGGGAUAUUUUGUCGAGUGGAAAUCCAGUGAGUUCAAUUGCUCGCAUAUCAACUGGCCCAAAUUCGGGAAACUGUAUCUCCAUCAUCCAGCCAUUUGUCCCGAAAGAGAACAUGUUGAUGCUACAAGAGAGUAGCAUGGACUCGGUAGGUGCAAGCAUAAUCUACGCGCCGGUGGAGCUAGCGGCGGUGAGCGCGGUGGUGGAGGGCGAAGACGUGAUGAAAAUAGAGAUCCUGCCGUCGGGAUACGUGAUGUCCGGCGACGGGCGGAUGGAGGGGUCGCUCCUCACGGUUGCUUUUCAGAUGCUAGUGUGCAGUAACUCUGUUUCCAAGCAGCUAAACAUGGACUCAGUCGCCACUCUUCAUAGCCUUAUAAGCUCCACUGUUCACAACAUUAAACUCGCUCUAGAUUGUCCUGACUUAGAUUAAAACUAUUUCUACAUGGGA
This is a messenger RNA of Salvia miltiorrhiza (redroot sage), 1941 nucleotides long. RefSeq names its product homeobox-leucine zipper protein ROC8-like. The record is from RefSeq and is a predicted model, not a curated record. NCBI's taxonomy places the organism in Eukaryota, Viridiplantae, Streptophyta, Magnoliopsida, Lamiales, Lamiaceae. The transcript has 9 exons. Gene Ontology annotation, biological process: regulation of DNA-templated transcription. Gene Ontology annotation, molecular function: lipid binding; DNA binding; DNA-binding transcription factor activity, RNA polymerase II-specific. The coding region runs from base 1 to 1923 and encodes 640 amino acids.